AUGCCUCUGCUAGUACCCGGUAUGCGCUUAGCGCCACCCGGGCUGUCGAGGGUGCAGUUCAUCUGCCGCCAAUGUCUCCGUCAACAGUCCCCAAAAGCCCCAUCGCGUAUCCUCCAGUCUUUGCGACCAUUCCGCCGCCAUGCUUCCACCACCUCAACGACGCCCAUGCCAAUGAAGAGGCCACCGCUCUCGGCCACUUUCUUUAGCACAAGCGCCGCUGUCCAAUCUAAUGCCGCCAUGGGCACCCCAACACACGCUGCCGCCCAGCAGCUAUCGAGGCGCGCAUUCCCGGAGGCAACGAGCUCCAAGUCGGUCGCCUACUGGCUCCUCGGUAGCGCUGCCAGCGUCUUUGGUAUUGUGGUCUUUGGCGGCCUGACCCGUCUGACCGAAUCGGGUCUCAGUAUAACAGAAUGGAAGCCCGUCACUGGCUCUCUCCCCCCCCUGACUCAACAAGACUGGGAGUCGGAAUUCGAAAAAUACCGAGCAUCGCCCGAAUUCAAGAUGCUAAACUCUCAUAUGGAUCUGGCCGAGUUCAAGAAGAUCUAUUUCAUGGAGUGGACCCACCGUCUCUGGGGAAGGCUUAUAGGUCUCUCAUUCGUCCUUCCUACGGCCUACUUCAUCGCGCGGCGUCGUGUUUCCGUUCCGAUGGCUUGGAAUCUUGUCGGAAUCUCUGGUCUCAUCGGUUUCCAGGGUUUCAUUGGUUGGUGGAUGGUAAAAUCAGGUCUUAAGGAUGACUUGUUCGCGCCCGGCUCACACCCAAGAGUGAGCCAGUAUCGACUUACUGCCCAUCUCGCCACAGCUUUUGUGUGUUAUUCGUGGAUGUUGCUUGCUGGACUCAGCAUACUCAGGACACGCCGGCUCCUCGCUAAUCCCGCUAAUUCUAUGAAGCUGGUUGAAGCCUUAAAGCACCCCGCUAUGGUUCCCUUUCGAAGAUCGGUGGCUGCCCUUACAGCUCUCGUUUUCACAACCGUGCUUUCUGGCGCUCUGGUUGCUGGCCUCGAUGCUGGUUUGAUUUACAAUGAAUUUCCCAAGAUGGGACUUGGAUUGGCACCGCCAGCCUCGGAAUUAUGGGACAAGUUCUACUCACGCAAAGAAGACGGUUCUGACUUGUGGUGGCGAAACGUGUUAGAAAACCCGAGUUUGGUGCAGCUUGACCAUCGUAUCCUCGCUACAACCACAUUUUGCUCGAUCCUCGCUCUAUUUGCCUACGCCAGGAGAGGGCGGGUUGCCACCGUUUUGCCGAAAGAUGCUCGUAAAGGGGUCACCGGUGUGGUCCAUCUAGUCUGUAUCCAGGUUGCGCUAGGAAUCAGUACCCUCAUCUACAUGGUACCUAUCCCGCUGGCUGCAGCACACCAGGCCGGCGCCCUUGCUUUAUUGACAGGAACUCUUGUGCUUGGUCAACGGCUGAGGGUUCCUAAGUCCACACUUAGACUGAUCCAGAAGAAGCUGGCAACCAUGCCUAGGUAG
Messenger RNA from Xylaria bambusicola, 1467 nucleotides. RefSeq names its product cytochrome c oxidase assembly protein COX15. The coding region runs from base 1 to 1467 and encodes 488 amino acids. Gene Ontology annotation, cellular component: mitochondrial inner membrane. The record is from RefSeq and is a predicted model, not a curated record. Lineage: Eukaryota; Fungi; Ascomycota; Sordariomycetes; Xylariales; Xylariaceae. The transcript is spliced from 2 exons. Gene Ontology annotation, molecular function: oxidoreductase activity, acting on NAD(P)H, heme protein as acceptor. Gene Ontology annotation, biological process: heme A biosynthetic process.